AUGAAUUUUUCAUCAUUUGCUAUUACAUCAAAUAAAAAAAAUGAUAAAUUAAAUUUUUUUGAUGAUAUCAUCACAGAUGACAUAAGAAAAGGAAGUCAUAAUGUCAUUGUUAAACAAAAAACUGUUCAACUAAAGAUAAAAGAGAAUAUAGAAGUUAAUGUUUCUUAUUUAGAAUCAUUUCCACCACAUAAUGAAAAUAGUAAAUUAAGUAUUCUAUUUUUGGCUGGACAAUCAUAUACAUCAAAUGUAUGGAAAAAUACAAAUACAAUGCAAAUAUUUUCUAAUAUGGGUUAUCAUUGUAUUGCAAUCGAUUUACCGGGUACUGGUAAGACUACUGGUAAUUUAAUAACAGAUGAAGAUAAACCAUUAUUUAUGUAUAAGUUAUUAGAUGAAUUAAAUCUCGAAAAAAUUGCCAUUAUUGUAGCUAGUAUGUCUGGUUUAUAUGUAUUACCAAUGCUUCCAGAACAAAGAGUUAUUACAGUUGUUGCUGUUGCUGUUUCAGAUACAAAAAUACCAGAAGAUAGAAGAAAAGCAAUAACAACACCAUGUUUAAUUAUGUGGGGUGAAAGAGAUCUUAGUUUAGGACCAUUAUCACAAAAACAUUUAAGAGUAAUGAAAGAUACAAAAGAAAUUAAAGUACCAAAUGCAUCUCAUGUUUGUUAUGAAUCAAAUCCUCAUGAUUUUCAAAAAAUUGUAUUAAAUUGGCUUGCCUGGAUAUGUACAUUUAAUUCAAAUAGAUCAUCAAACAGUGCCUUAUAA
Molecule: messenger RNA, 759 nt
Organism: Strongyloides ratti
Lineage: Eukaryota; Metazoa; Nematoda; Chromadorea; Rhabditida; Strongyloididae
Exons: 2
Coding region: 1-759 (252 amino acids)
Cellular component (GO): cytoplasm
Source: RefSeq, a predicted model, not a curated record